This is a messenger RNA of Etheostoma spectabile (orangethroat darter), 1643 nucleotides long. RefSeq names its product GLIPR1-like protein 1. The record is from RefSeq and is a predicted model, not a curated record. The coding region runs from base 96 to 893 and encodes 265 amino acids. NCBI's taxonomy places the organism in Eukaryota, Metazoa, Chordata, Actinopteri, Perciformes, Percidae. The transcript has 6 exons. Gene Ontology annotation, cellular component: extracellular region.
GUUCCUCAUGCUUGUGACAUUUCCUGUUUCAGUUCGACAGAUGCUAACAUAAUUCAUAAACGACAGCUCCUGCAGCGUUAUACAUUCUUUCCAGCAUGGGGAUUGUGGUGAAGAUGUUGCUGUGGGCCUGGAUGGUCCUGGACCCGGGGGUGUGUUCAGUCUCACUGCCAGACAUCACCGAUGGGAACUUCGUGGAUGAAUGUGUGAGGGAACACAACGGGGCCCGGUCCUCUGUCGGUCCGCCUGCAGGUGACAUGCUGUACAUGACGUGGGAUGAGGGCUUGGCCAUCACUGCGAGAGCGUGGGCGAGGCGCUGCGUGUUCGAACACAACAUCUACCUCCGAGACGUCCGCCGCGUGCACCCCACCUUCUCCUCUGUGGGAGAAAACAUCUGGACAGGCCACCCCCCGUCGUCGUUUAAUGUGCGAAAGGCCGUGAAACGUUGGGUGGGUGAAAAGCAACACUAUGACUACAACAGCAACGGCUGCACAAAACUCUGUGGCCACUACACACAGGUCGUGUGGGCCAGCACCUACAAGGUUGGCUGUGCCGUCCAGCUGUGCCCCAAUGGGGUGAAAAGCUUUGGCCCUGAAGAGGGUGUCGUGUUUGUGUGCAACUAUGCCACGGCGGGGAACGUGAACGGAAGGAGACCUUAUGAAGAGGGGGCAGGCUGCUCCGGAUGUAAAGGGGACUGCGAGGACAACCUCUGCCGAAGUAAAGAACGAGAUUCCCAGAAAAGGUACAACUGGACCCCCGACUGGGACGCUGCUCCGGCCACCAGGGGCUCCGACUACGUGAUUAUUCUGGUGGUCCGGCCCACCGCCCUCCUCUUCACCUUCAUCACAGCGUAUGCAGUCCACCACUUUUACCCCGAUGUAUUCUGCUAUGAAUAGAGCACCUGCCGUGACCUUAAGAACACACACACACACACACACACACACACACACACACACACCACACCACACACCACACACACACACACACACACAACACACACACAACACACACACACACACACCACACACACACACACACACACACACCACACACACACACACACCACACAACCACACACACACACAACACACACACACACCACACACACACACACACACACACAAGGCUGCAAUGAAGAUGCAGGUUUUACUAACCCUUUCAUUUUGUGGUCUAUAGUCAGCUUCUAAGUAGUGAAAGAUCUGUACAUAAAGGUCAAACACUUUAGCAAAAUAGAGCCCAGACCUCAUCCAAGGCAUUCCCCAUCCCACAAUGCAUUGGGAAUUUCCCCAGUCUGGAGCUCAUUAUACCGACACCACGCGAAUGCAACAUCUAUUCAGAGAUGUGAAUGAAAGUGAAGAAUAUGUGGUGUUCCCACUCUUGAGCUUUGAUCCACUCCAACAUAUAAUGGGGUCUUACCUACCCAUGAUGCACUCUUCCACUGUUUCCCCAUCGUGUUUACAGGCAAACGGAGGUAAAAUAGAAUCAUGUCUAACAGUGACCUUUAUUUUUGCAUCCAAAGAUGUGCUUUAGAUAAACUGGACUUUAAAUCUAACCACCAACAAAUGUGGACUUUGCUACAAACCUGUAUCUAGAGAUAUGAUAAGUGAAGCCACAUAUACUUUACCUCUAUAUUAAGUUUGUUUUCA